Molecule: messenger RNA, 1952 nt
Organism: Megalops cyprinoides (Indo-Pacific tarpon)
Lineage: Eukaryota; Metazoa; Chordata; Actinopteri; Elopiformes; Megalopidae
Product: tubulin alpha-1B chain-like
Exons: 4
Coding region: 306-1661 (451 amino acids)
Biological process (GO): mitotic cell cycle; microtubule cytoskeleton organization
Cellular component (GO): cytoplasm; microtubule
Molecular function (GO): GTP binding; structural constituent of cytoskeleton
Source: RefSeq, a predicted model, not a curated record
CAGAAAAUCACCCGUCUACUCUCUGCCCAGGACAUUUCUCGUAACUUUCUGCUUUUCUGUUAAAUAUGAGACACUAAAGCAAUGUUUCGGUAGUUGAUAAUCAAGCGCCAGAUGUUACUGAAAUAUAUGGUAGCCCUGCCCUCAUCGAUUCGCUAUAGCAUUAUUGCAGCGCGGCACACGCAAGCGGCUACAAGAUCUCGACUGUCGAGUGAAGUAACGUGAACCUAAAUUCCGGUAUACAAAGGAAACGUCUGAUUGUCCUCUUCCUGAGUAGAUUUCUCCUAUUGCUACAGCCGUCGGAAAAUAUGCGUGAGUGCAUCUCCAUCCACGUGGGCCAGGCUGGUGUCCAGAUUGGCAAUGCCUGCUGGGAGCUCUACUGCCUGGAGCACGGCAUCCAGCCGGAUGGGCAGAUGCCCAGUGACAAGACUAUUGGAGGAGGGGACGACUCCUUCAACACCUUCUUCAGUGAGACCGGAGCAGGCAAACAUGUCCCUAGGGCUGUGUUUGUGGAUUUAGAGCCUGCAGUCAUUGAUGAAGUGCGCACUGGGACCUACCGCCAGCUAUUCCAUCCUGAACAGCUGAUCACUGGCAAAGAAGAUGCUGCCAACAACUACGCUCGCGGGCACUACACCAUUGGCAAAGAGAUCAUCGACCUGGUGCUGGACAGGAUCCGCAAGCUGGCUGACCAGUGCACUGGGCUCCAGGGCUUCCUGGUCUUCCACAGCUUUGGAGGUGGUACUGGUUCUGGUUUCACCUCCCUGCUGAUGGAACGUCUGUCUGUUGACUACGGCAAAAAAUCCAAGCUGGAGUUCUCCAUCUACCCAGCUCCCCAGGUGUCCACAGCUGUUGUGGAGCCCUACAACUCCAUCCUGACCACCCACACCACCCUUGAGCACUCUGAUUGUGCCUUCAUGGUUGACAAUGAGGCCAUAUAUGACAUUUGCCGUAGAAACCUAGAUAUUGAGCGCCCUACCUACACCAACCUCAACAGGCUCAUUAGCCAGAUUGUGUCCUCCAUCACAGCCUCUCUCCGAUUCGACGGUGCCCUCAAUGUUGAUCUGACAGAGUUCCAAACCAACUUGGUGCCCUAUCCCCGUAUCCACUUCCCUCUGGCUACCUAUGCUCCAGUUAUCUCUGCAGAGAAAGCUUACCACGAGCAGCUCUCUGUGGCUGAGAUCACCAAUGCCUGCUUUGAGCCGGCCAAUCAAAUGGUCAAAUGUGACCCCCGUCACGGCAAGUACAUGGCCUGCUGUCUGCUGUACCGUGGUGACGUGGUACCCAAAGAUGUGAAUGCCGCCAUCGCCACCAUCAAAACCAAGCGCACCAUCCAGUUUGUGGACUGGUGUCCCACUGGUUUCAAGGUUGGCAUCAACUACCAGCCCCCCACUGUGGUUCCUGGUGGAGACCUGGCCAAGGUACAGAGAGCAGUGUGCAUGCUGAGCAACACCACUGCUAUUGCUGAGGCCUGGGCCCGUCUGGACCACAAGUUUGAUCUGAUGUAUGCUAAGCGUGCAUUUGUGCACUGGUAUGUGGGUGAAGGUAUGGAGGAAGGAGAGUUCUCUGAGGCCAGAGAAGAUAUGGCGGCCCUGGAGAAGGAUUAUGAAGAGGUUGGUGUCGACUCCAUUGAAGGUGAAGGAGAAGAGGAGGGAGAGGAAUACUAAAAUUGAUUAAUUCUCCAAUCAAGUCAAUCAUUGUAGCAUGUGCAUCAGUUUUUCCUAGAGUUAUGUAGGAAAUGGCAAGGUAGUGAUGCCAUAAGGGUAUAUCUAUUGUCUGUUAGUGCCAGAAAUGGUAAGGGAAAUGUGGUGUGGUCUUUUCCAGAAAUAAUGUGAGUCUCAUGUGAAUGGUUUAACUUUUCACAAUUAAUAUCUGUAAACCUCACGUUUAAUGAAUGUGCCAUUUUGACAUCUCAUCUUUAAAAUGUGAUAUGUAAUAAAGAAUAUGGGUAUUGUUAA